Messenger RNA from Lasiosphaeria miniovina, 2199 nucleotides. RefSeq lists its product as uncharacterized. The coding region runs from base 1 to 2199 and encodes 732 amino acids. The transcript has 3 exons. Gene Ontology annotation, cellular component: cell division site. Gene Ontology annotation, biological process: negative regulation of G2/M transition of mitotic cell cycle. NCBI's taxonomy places the organism in Eukaryota, Fungi, Ascomycota, Sordariomycetes, Sordariales, Lasiosphaeriaceae. Gene Ontology annotation, molecular function: protein binding. The record is from RefSeq and is a predicted model, not a curated record.
AUGUUGACUCCACGGCCGGAUUAUAUCGACCUCAGGUCAAAAUCACAAGCGUCUGUCUCGCGCCCGCUCAAAUCGCCCCGUCUCCAUAUUGCUGGGGAGGCGCCCCCAGAAUUAUCACCACUGGAUGCCUUCGCGAUGCAAAGCCGGCUGCUGGCCAUGCAGUUAAAAGAGAGUGAAAAGCAGGGUCGACGAAUGAGCCGGCUACCGCCGUUGACGACCGAAAGCCCGUUGAUUAUGCAGGGCCGAUCCGACUACUUUCGCUCCAUGUCACACGAUUCCGGUUCUGAUGACGGCGAUCAAGGAAACGAGGUAAUGGGCCUCGGAUUCAGGACUGAGGUGGACGACGAUGCUGCGCAGCGGCCUGUCUCGGUACACCCACAGAUGAGCCAUAUCCUGCCCGCGCCAGAUGAUUCGAUUCCUCUGCCAGAGCGUGCGACUGCGGAAAUAUCAAGAUGGGAGCAGUUGAACGAUAUCAACGAACACCAGACCUUUCUUGGAAUUGGAGCACGCAGGGAGCUGUCUCCUACCCCCAUAGACCGCAAUCAACUCCCUGAGAGACAAUCAGAAUCGAGAUCAGCAAUUUAUGACAGCGUCACGCAGCAAUCGCCAACAUCAAGCUACCUUACCUGCAACUCACCCGAGAAGAUCGCCAAGAAAUCCUCGUUCGAGUCAGGGGGGCUUGUUCCUCCGCGUCCUUUAUUCUCCAAGCGGUCAUCGAGCAUCAUGUCAUCCCCACUUGAAUCAACAGACGAGGACGGCGUCAGCUCCCUGAGCACCUCUGUUCACUCACAAGGCACUCGCAAGUUUUCAUCUAGCAGUGGCAGCGUUCUUUCCCCUGGGUUUGCCCCGUCUCGACGGUCACCGUCUGUUAGCUCCGAUGCUUCGGGGCUUCCUCGCCCAUCCUUCAACUUCUCCAGGCCCUUGAGCAGAGCUGGCACGCCGAGUUUUGACUCGCCCGCCCGGCAAGCAUCAUCAGACAGCCAGGCUUCAUUUAUUCUUGCAGACGACACCGCUGGAACCCCUGUCAGCAUGAAUGGGGAAGGGUUUCCCGACUCGAACGUUGACAAUGGGGUAACACCUGCCCCAUCGUAUAUCUAUUCGAAAUUCUCUCUUCCUCGUGGCAAGGUUCUUCAGAGACUAUCAGCCAUGCUGCUUGAGAGCCAACCAACGCCAGCGAAGUUUUCCUGGGAACAACCCGCUGUUGCACUACCGAGCAACGUCAGGGCGUAUCCGGUGGCUGGGCAGCCUCCUCCUUCCCCGCCAACUAGGCCAUCUAGUGCUGCAGGAAGCCGUCUGUUUGAAGAGCACCUCCCACGUCCAUCGCUAGAGGGCAGUAAGCUUAGCGUCGAAAUAGCCAGGCGCCUCGAGCAGCCUUCCCCCGACCCAAGCCGUCCGUCCACAGACAAUGCUCGUCCCUCCGAAGACAUGGCAAGGGGACGGCCGCUGACCUCCCCUCUGCAUGACUCUCCACGAGGGAAAACGCCCAUGUCAACCACGGCUAGCGACUCUGCCAGCACUAUUAAAGCUGCCCGUUCACAAUAUUCAUACACACCGACGAUGACAGACUUGUCGGGAGAAGAACACGUGAGCAAAGCUGUCGAACUACACGAAAAGGGUUCUCUCCAAGAGUCGACUUGGCAUCUGCGCCACGCGGCGAGGCAAGGUAAUCCUACAGGUAUGCUUCUAUACGCUCUCGCCUGUCGCCACGGGUGGGGAAUGCGUGCAAACCAAAAAGAGGGCGUAGAGUGGCUUCGGAAAGCUGCCGAGUCUGCCAGCUUGGAAAUUGCGGAUGAGGAAGGCCUGGCCAAGGAAGGGAACGCACUUGAUGUGGUCGAGCGUAAGACGCGAAAAGCUCAGUUUGCUUUGAGUAUUUACGAACUGGGUGUAAGCCACAUGAACGGCUGGGGCAUCGAGCAGGACAAGGCUCUUGCUUUGCGGUGCUUCGAGAUUGCCGGAUCGUGGGGUGACGUCGAUGCUUUGGCCGAGGCAGGCUUCUGCUAUGCUAAGGGGAUCGGCUGCAAGAAAAAUCUCAUGAAAAGCGCCAAGUUCUACCGCGAGGCAGAGGCAAAGGGCAUGAGCAUGGUUGGCAACAGCUGGAUUCACAAGCCGAAGUAUAAUGAAGACACGACCGACUCUUCCAAGCCCCGAUCGAAAUCGAGGUCGAGAAAAGGGUUCUUCAGCAGGAAGACGCAUACAUGA